Messenger RNA from Tachyglossus aculeatus (Australian echidna), 1641 nucleotides. It is a transcript of the gene KCTD1, whose product is annotated as potassium channel tetramerization domain containing 1. Gene Ontology annotation, biological process: negative regulation of DNA-templated transcription; protein homooligomerization. Lineage: Eukaryota; Metazoa; Chordata; Mammalia; Monotremata; Tachyglossidae. The coding region runs from base 95 to 868 and encodes 257 amino acids. The record is from RefSeq and is a predicted model, not a curated record. Gene Ontology annotation, molecular function: transcription factor binding; transcription corepressor activity. Gene Ontology annotation, cellular component: nucleus. The transcript is spliced from 5 exons.
GCGAUGACGGGGCGGGGCGAGGGCAGCCGCGCCUCGGGCAUCACCUAGCCCGCCCAGGACCCCGCCCCACCAACGCCGGGACAGUCGGCCCAAUAUGUCAAGACCUUUGAUCACCAGAUCCCCUGCAUCUCCACUGAACAAUCAAGGCAUCCCCACUCCAGCCCAGCUCACCAAAUCCAAUGCUCCGGUCCACAUCGACGUGGGUGGACACAUGUACACCAGCAGCUUGGCCACUCUGACCAAAUACCCGGAAUCAAGAAUUGGAAGACUUUUUGAUGGCACAGAGCCUAUUGUUUUGGACAGUCUCAAACAACAUUAUUUCAUUGACAGAGAUGGGCAGAUGUUCAGAUACAUCUUGAAUUUCCUCCGAACAUCAAAACUCCUCAUUCCCGACGAUUUCAAGGACUAUACCUUGUUGUAUGAAGAGGCCAAGUACUUUCAGCUUCAGCCCAUGCUGAUGGAGAUGGAAAGAUGGCUGCAGGAGCGGGAGUCCGGCCGCUAUUCUCGGCCCUGCGAGUGCCUGGUGGUCCGGGUGGCCCCUGACCUCGGCGAGAGGAUCACGCUGAGCGGCGACAAGUCCUUGAUAGAGGAGGUUUUCCCGGAGAUUGGUGACGUCAUGUGCAACUCGGUCAACGCGGGCUGGAAUCACGACUCGACGCACGUCAUCCGCUUUCCCCUCAACGGAUAUUGUCACCUCAACUCAGUUCAGGUCCUCGAGAGGUUGCAGCAGAGAGGAUUUGAGAUCGUGGGCUCCUGCGGAGGAGGUGUGGACUCUUCCCAAUUCAGCGAAUACGUCUUGAGGCGAGAACUCAGAAGGACAUCUCGGGGACCCUCCGUCAUUCGAAUAAAGCAGGAGCCUCUGGACUAGACGGACUCGUUUCUUAUGCAAAGACCACCGCCGCCACCACCACCACCAAUCCCCUGCCCACUCUCCCCCCUCCAAAAAAACGGGAUCAGUCCUGCAUGGUCGGGACGCCCAACCAAGUCCGGAGACACAUUGCUAUCCGUUAGAGACCGCAUCUGUAUUCCCAGGGGAACAAUUGGAGUUGUAAUAACCUCAAGGUGUAAAAAAAAUAUAUAAAUAUAUAUAUAAAUAUAUAUAUAUGUAAAGUCAAAAGGUAGGAAAUGCAAAAAAAAACCAACAAAAGAAACAAGUGGUAGCUACAGUUGGUGCUGAGGGCCAGAUGUGUCCUGGGCUUCCUGAGGUCACAUACCAAUAAACCAAGCCAUGACCAAUGAGGACACAGUCUCCUUGACAUUCUCCAUUACCAGUCAGCCAUACACUCACGUUUUUACACCUUGAAUCAAGUUUCUUUGCCUAAGGAAGUUGGUGUGUCUUAAAGGAGACAGGGCAGGACUUCAGAAAAAAGAAAAGAAAAAGACAAAAAAACCCCACCACCCAUCCACGAGCACAUUGCAUUUGGAAGCGGUCGGGCAGAAAUUUUAAAACGUAGUUUGUACAGAAGUCACAUUUUCGUCUGCCUCACAGAUAUGAACGUUACUUUGUUUUUAAAUGGAUCGGUUUUGCAAAGGGGCCAGAAUUAUUACUUGUUAGAGUUGCUCUGGUUUGAAUCUGCUGCUUUCCUACAAUUUUUCAAAUUUUAUAAUGUAUUAAAUACAAUAAACUCUGUUUAAAAUAAA